GUUUCACUAAAAUGACGAACGAAAAAAAGAAAAAAUUACAAACAAUGACAAAAAGUCCUACGUCUGCUGAACAAGAAAGCGAAAAUGAAACCAUCUUCUCAUCAACGUUUUCAACAUUGUCUGAUGAUGCAAAAAUGUUGCCAAUGGAUUCGAUGACAAUCGUACGGCAACUGGCUACAUCAUCAGUAUUGGUCAUUGCUCCCGUGGCUUUAACAUUAUUGUUGGUUAUCAUAUCGGUUCAUAUUCAGUGCAUAUUGAAUUAUUGUCCACAUAUACCUAUUGAUGAACUAAUACCGGUGUUUUCCAAGACCGAUACACAUGAUUUCAAUGCAAAUGCUGCAAAUGCAUUGAAAAACACUGGUGUUCUAUUGAGCUACAUAAUUGUAGCCACAUUUUUCCUACUUGCACUAAUCUAUUUCCGUUUAUAUAAAAUACUGGUUGCUUUUGGUGUAUUCUUGGUCAUCAUGUUGUGCACAAUGAAAUCAUUAAUCUAUUGGCAUAAUCUAUUGUUUUUUCUCGAUUUUGCCAUUGAUAAUUUUACCAUUGGAAUUUUAGUCUGGAAUCUGGUUGUCACCGGUUUGAUCAUAUUUUUUAUUCUCAAAAGUCCUUUACUCGUACAACAAAUCUAUCUGAUCUACAUAAGUUUAUUGGUCAGUAAUUUUAUCAUCACUUUAUUAUCGCCAUCGACCGCUUGGGUUUUAUUGAUUUUUUUAAUCGUAUGGGAUAUGAUUGCCGUAUUAACACCAUGUGGUCCAUUGAAUCUGAUGCUUAAAUUGAUUCGAAAACGGCAAAAAAUGAAUGAAAAAGUCUAUGUACCACCGGUACUCAUCUAUUCGACUAUGAUUUUCGAUUAUGUGUCUAUUUUUAAUGAACAGAGUGCACAACGUAUCUCACCAACAACAACAGUGACAUCACCGAAAUUAGCAGAAAAACGUUACCAAACUAAACAUCGUCCAAAUCUUGGUCUUGGCGAUUUCAUUUUCUAUAGUCUAUUGAUGGGACAGGUUCGUCAAGCAUAUACAUUGGUCACGGUUUGUUUUGCUGGUCUUUCCAUCCUGGCUGGAUUGAUUGGAACAUUAGCCAUAUUAGCAUGGUCACGACGUCCUUUACCAGCAUUACCAAUAUCAUUAUCGAUUGCCAUUAUUGUAGUCAUUAUUUCCGGUUCAUUCACUGAACCAUUUGCGCUAUAUUUAAAUUCAAAUUUAAUUUUCAUAUAAUUUCAUUUUAUAAUGAUAAUUUACAAAUGCUGAUCCAUUUAUAGCUAAAUAAAACAGUUCAUUUAUUCA
Dermatophagoides farinae (American house dust mite) is the source of this 1286-nucleotide messenger RNA. Its product is annotated as presenilin-2. Gene Ontology annotation, molecular function: aspartic endopeptidase activity, intramembrane cleaving. NCBI's taxonomy places the organism in Eukaryota, Metazoa, Arthropoda, Arachnida, Sarcoptiformes, Pyroglyphidae. Gene Ontology annotation, biological process: protein processing; membrane protein ectodomain proteolysis. Gene Ontology annotation, cellular component: gamma-secretase complex; membrane. The record is from RefSeq and is a predicted model, not a curated record.